This is a messenger RNA of Equus quagga, 948 nucleotides long. RefSeq names its product olfactory receptor 10AG1-like. Gene Ontology annotation, cellular component: membrane. Gene Ontology annotation, molecular function: olfactory receptor activity; G protein-coupled receptor activity. The record is from RefSeq and is a predicted model, not a curated record. NCBI's taxonomy places the organism in Eukaryota, Metazoa, Chordata, Mammalia, Perissodactyla, Equidae. Gene Ontology annotation, biological process: G protein-coupled receptor signaling pathway.
AUGCUUCCCAGAGACCAAACAGCAGAAGGCAAUUUAUCUUCAGUCGUGGUCUUUGUUCUCCUGGGAUUUUCUGAUCUCCCACACCUCCAGGUGCUCCUAUUUGGAAUUUUCUUUCUCAUCUAUAUAUUCGUCUUAACAGGAAAUGGUCUUAUCAUAAUAAUUACAAGGGUAGACUCUGUUCUCCAGACACCCAUGUAUUCUUUUCUUGCAAGUUUUUCCUCACUAGAAAUCUGUUACGUGUCUGUCACUCUUCGCAGGGUUGUGGUGAACCCUUGGACUCAGGAUAGAAGCAUUUCUUUCCUGGGCUGUGCCGAUCAAAUGUGCUUCUUCCUUGUUCUGGGAGCCACAGAGGCAUUUCUUCUGGCAGUGAUGGCCUAUGACUGCUAUGUGUCCAUUUGUAACCCUCUGCAUCCUCUUGUCAUGCACCACAAGAUGUCCACCCAGUUGGCUAUUGGUGCUUGGCUCGGUGGAAUUCCCAUCCAGAUAGAACAAACAUGUCAGGUGUUCUCACUGCCCUUCUGUGCUUCUAACCAAAUCAACCACUUCUUCUGUGACAUCCCCCCAUUAAUCAAUCUGGCCUGUGGGGGCACUUCACUCAAUGAGAUGUUUGUCUAUGUAGCUGCUGUAUUGUUUGGCAUGAUUUCUUUUCUAUUGAUACUUGGCUCUUUUGUCAAAAUCAUUUCCACCAUCCUAAAGUUGCCCUCCGCCACAGGUCGGUCCAAAGCCUUCUCCACCUGUUCUGCCCAUCUCAUAGUAGUGGUUUUAUCUUUUGGCUCUGUUACUCUCACCUAUUUAAGGCCAAAAUCAAAUCACUCUGCAGGAACUGACAAAAUGCUCUCUCUUUUCUACACUAUUGUGACUCCAAUGUUUAACCCUAUGAUAUAUAGUUUAAGGAACAAGGAUGUGAUUGUAGCACUGAAAAAGUUAUUACUCAAGAGAACAGUGUGA